CACAGGCAACGUUUGUGAUGUGUAAGUAGCCCGAUAGUCGCUCAUGAACACGGAAAGUCUUCUCAAAAUGUCUGACUUCGUUCGGCUCACAGUAGGCUGUGAUACAAACUUUAUAACUGAAUGAUGAGCAUUUCACUCCGAAUAAUCCAGCCCUCCCUACUUAUAACAUUCUGUUCUCCUACCACACUCUUCUCAAGCAAUUUGAACUCCUCUACAUAACUUAUAUCCUUUCCUCAUUCUCACGACUCAGCUCAUCUAACAGCUUCUGUACUUCAACGAUCCACAGUCCGCUACAUGCCCUUUAACAUCGAUCCCGAAACCCUGUUUCGAGUCGAACAAAGUGGCCAGCCGGUUGUUGUAUACGAGUGCAAAUUGCAGGGGGCACCCUGUGGUACAACUGUGGAAGGAACGACCACUGCAAUUUCUGCUCACAUCCGGCAGCACGGUAUCACCGGUCAAGACAGCGCCAAUAAACGACGCUGCUCAUGGGGCGGCUGUUCCAAGAUGCUCAAGAAGGGGAACAUGGCCAGACAUAUCCUCGCUCAUCUCGGAGUAAAAGUGUGCUGCUCCGCGUGCGGAGUCGUGAAGUCGCGGCGUUAUAUCCUCCGUGCACAUAUCAGAUCUUCAGAAUUAUGCCAAUUGGCAUCCGCUGAGAUCGUUCACGGACCUGAGGGGCAUCUUAUUGUUCCCGCGAAUUGGACUGCUGCUAUGAACGUUAAUGAUUCCAGCAUGUGCUCGCUAUCCAUGAUGUGAUGGUCAGUAACGUUCCGCCACACUCGUUAUUGUAAUUCAUAUCGGAAAUAUGGGCUCUUGAGAAACGGAGAAAAUUUACGCUUACGAAUUUAUGUUUAUAGUAGGAUUGCCAAGGAGGUGACGGGAGAUUUGGAAUGAAGGGCAGACGCACGGUUAUCUUCU
Molecule: messenger RNA, 915 nt
Organism: Suillus bovinus
Lineage: Eukaryota; Fungi; Basidiomycota; Agaricomycetes; Boletales; Suillaceae
Exons: 2
Coding region: 295-753 (152 amino acids)
Source: RefSeq, a predicted model, not a curated record